GCUGCAGCUUAAUUGUUGUUGGGGCUUGAGAGCGUAGAGAAGAGUGUGAAGCGAUGGCGCGCACCAAGCAGACGGCGCGUAAGUCGACGGGCGGGAAGGCGCCCCGCAAGCAGCUGGCCACCAAGGCUGCCCGCAAGAGCGCGCCGGCCACCGGCGGCGUGAAGAAGCCGCACCGCUACCGGCCCGGCACGGUGGCGCUGCGCGAGAUCCGGCGCUACCAGAAGUCGACGGAGCUGCUGAUCCGCAAGCUGCCCUUCCAGCGCCUGGUGCGCGAGAUCGCGCAGGACUUCAAGACCGACCUGCGCUUCCAGAGCUCGGCCGUCAUGGCGCUGCAGGAGGCCAGCGAGGCCUACCUGGUGGGGCUGUUCGAGGACACCAACCUGUGCGCCAUCCACGCCAAGCGCGUCACCAUCAUGCCCAAGGACAUCCAGCUGGCCCGCCGCAUCCGCGGUGAGCGUGCUUAAGGUUUCUGCUGUAGCCCCUUCACGGUUCUGGCAGACUCUGAGACAAGCCCACACAGACCCAAAGGCUCUUUUAAGAGCCACUACCUGCACAAUAAAAAGAGUUGUAUCACUGUU
Columba livia (rock pigeon) is the source of this 578-nucleotide messenger RNA. Its product is annotated as histone H3. Bases 54 to 464 code for a protein of 136 amino acids. Gene Ontology annotation, cellular component: nucleosome. The transcript has a single exon. The record is from RefSeq and is a predicted model, not a curated record. Gene Ontology annotation, molecular function: DNA binding; protein heterodimerization activity; structural constituent of chromatin. NCBI's taxonomy places the organism in Eukaryota, Metazoa, Chordata, Aves, Columbiformes, Columbidae.